AUGGCUGAGAUUCUGGGGAGAAAUAUUAAGAAACUUGUAAAAACGAGAUUGUGGAAAGGUGCACACAUUCAUAAGAGUAUUGAUUCAAUUUCACACUCUCAAUUUGCUGAUGAUACAAUUCUUUUUGGGGAAGCCACUGAGAAGGAAGCAAAGGUAAUCAAGAUGCUACUGAAUGAUUAUGAAAAAGGAUCGGGACAAAGCAUGAAUAAGGAGAAAUCAAUGAUAUAUUUCUUCAACACUAAUGAGAGGAUGCAAUGUAAAAUUGGGGAAAUAAUGGGUUAUCUGCAGGGCAAAUUUCCUCUAAAGUAUUUAGGGGUUCAGUUAGACCCGGGCAGACAUCAAAACAAAAUGUGGGAGGAAGUGAUCAACAAAUGUCAAGUAAAGGCUUCCUCUUGGAAGAACAAGUGGUUAACACAAGCAGGGAGAAUCCAAAUGAUCAAAUAUGUUCUUUCAGCAAUCCCUAUUUAUCAAAUGUCAUGUUUUCGGUUAUCAUUUAAAGUAGCUAAAGAGUUAGACAGUCUGUUCAAAAAGUUUCUGUGGGAUGGAGCACAGGAGAAGAAGAAAAAUCCUCUCAUUAAUUGGGAUACAACUUUUUUAUUAAAAAUGGAGGGAGGAGCGGGUCUAAGAAAAAUGGACUUGCAUAAUUUGGCUCUAGGGGCUAAAUUAGCAUGGAAAAUGUAUGCUCAACCUCAUAAAUCCUGGUGUAAGAUUAUGGCUGCCAAAAGUAUAAUAACAGAGCAUCUGACAUGGAAAAUUGGUAAUGGUGGAAAGGCCAAAUUUUGGAGAGAUUCAUGGAAUGGUGAUAUACCUCUAGUUGAAGAAAUAGAUGACACAGUUUGGGUUAAUGAAGUAGAUGCAGUGGUUGGGUCGUAUGUGGCUGAUUAUAUUAUGGAAGGGCAGAGGGAGUCAGAAUGGAUAGAAUGGAAAUUAGUAGGAGAAUGGAAGAUGGAAAAGAAUGUGGAACUAAAGGAUAUUCUAAAUAGGAAGAAAAAAAUCAUCUAUCAAAAAGAAGAGGAUUAG
Messenger RNA from Cryptomeria japonica (Japanese cedar), 1020 nucleotides. RefSeq lists its product as uncharacterized. The coding region runs from base 1 to 1020 and encodes 339 amino acids. The record is from RefSeq and is a predicted model, not a curated record. NCBI's taxonomy places the organism in Eukaryota, Viridiplantae, Streptophyta, Pinopsida, Cupressales, Cupressaceae. The transcript is spliced from 2 exons.